This is a messenger RNA of Myzus persicae (green peach aphid), 1190 nucleotides long. Its product is annotated as cathepsin B-like. Gene Ontology annotation, molecular function: cysteine-type endopeptidase activity. The transcript has 6 exons. Gene Ontology annotation, cellular component: lysosome. Gene Ontology annotation, biological process: regulation of catalytic activity. The coding region runs from base 97 to 1116 and encodes 339 amino acids. NCBI's taxonomy places the organism in Eukaryota, Metazoa, Arthropoda, Insecta, Hemiptera, Aphididae. The record is from RefSeq and is a predicted model, not a curated record.
AAACUUAUUCUGCUACUGUUGUCUACACGAGCAGUAACAGUGAGGUUUGCGUUUAAUUUUGUUAAAUAAUACAUUUAAAGCAACACAUUUGCAACCAUGGCUUGGGUGUUGAUGUUAUUGUCUGUGAUUUUUAUCAGCGUUUAUGUGACGGAACAGGCAUACUUUUUACAAGAAGAUUUCAUUAACAACAUCAAUGAACAAGCUACUACAUGGAAGGCUGGUGUGAAUUUCGACCCAAAUACUCCACAUGAUCACCUCAUAAGACUUCUGGGAUCAAAAGGAGUGCAAAUUCCAGACAAAGUUAAUUCUAAGCUGUACAAGACUCACGAUGAAGCUUACGACAACUUUUUUGGCAGGAUUCCUAAGCACUUCGAUGCUAGGAGAAAAUGGAGACAUUGUGACACAAUUGGAAAAGUGCUUGACCAAGGAAAUUGUGGAUCGGAUUGGGGUGUGGCCACAAGCUCUGCUUUUGCUGACCGUUUGUGUAUAGCUACAAAUGGAGAUUUCAACGAAUUUUUAUCCGCAGAAGAAAUCACUUUCUGCUGUCAUACUUGUGGUUUUGGAUGUCACGGUGGUUAUCCGAUUAAUGCUUGGAAACGUUUUAGUAUACACGGUCUAGUAACUGGAGGAGAGUACAACUCAGGAGAGGGUUGUCAACCAUACAAAUUCCCACCUACCAAUGACGACGAAGGAAAUAGUACAUCUUCAAAGCAACCAUCGGUAUGGGAUCUCAGAUGCACUAGAAGCUGUUACGGAAAUCAGUCAAUCGAUUUCUAUGACGAUCACAGAUACACACGUGACUACUACUAUUUAACUUAUGGUAGCAUCCAAAAGGACGUUAUGGCUUACGGACCAAUUGAAGCAUCGUUCGAUGUAUACGACGAUUUCUUUGUUUAUAAGUCAGGUGUUUACGUUCGAUCAGAAAAUGCGACAUAUGUAGGAGGUCAUGCCGUUAAAUUGAUCGGUUGGGGCGAAGAAAACGGAACCCCGUAUUGGUUGAUGGUCAACUCAUGGAACGAAGAUUGGGGCGACAAUGGUCUUUUCAAAAUUCAACGAGGCACAAACGAAUGUGGUGUCGAUAAUUCAACAACUGCUGGUGUUCCAGUAACCAACUAAUUGUUGAUAUUUCAAUAAGAACACUGUUCAAUUUUUAUCACUUAUGUUUAAAUAAAAUUCAUUUUAUUGGGGAA